Messenger RNA from Marchantia polymorpha subsp. ruderalis, 2552 nucleotides. The record is from the annotation of a GenBank genome assembly. Lineage: Eukaryota; Viridiplantae; Streptophyta; Marchantiopsida; Marchantiales; Marchantiaceae.
AUUUAGUUCGAGGCAACGAUUACGAAGGAAGAGGUACAACUUUUCAAUUGAACCGGGUGGACAUCGACAGUAGCUCCGGGUGCACGUGAGGGGUAGACGGGGAUGUGACCGCCUCGGGUGAGUACAUUUCUUCUACGGGUUCGUCACCUCCAUAGGGCAAUUCGUCGGGGUAGAUGGAGUAUGGCAUGAUGAAACCGGCGAAUACAUUCGAACCUGAUUUUCGUCUUGUUUUAUGCGGCGCGAAACUCCGAGGUGGCAGUCGGAUCGAAAAUUCGGCCUCCGUUCGGGGGGUAAGGUCAAUUUGCUGAGAGCUCGCUCCGCGUGCGCGAGAUACGAAUUUCGAGUCCACGCGUCUUCUCCAACGCGUUCCUUUGAGUGCCGAUUGCAAUUGCAAGAUUUGAUCAAAUUUGUCAAAUUUGUCAAAUCAUCUACUUAGGCACUAUUUAUUGCACGAAUGCGUAGGAAGAGCUUUUUAUUUCGAGAUGGUGGAGAGAAUAGAUGGUAAAGUCAUUGAUUGACAUAGACAUUUUCAUAGACCAUAUACUUUUUACGAGAAACCGACAGCAUCAAGGGGAUGUAGCUCACCUGGUAGAGCGCUCGCUUCGCAUGCGAGAGGUACGGAGUUCGAGUCCCCGCAUCUCCACCUUUUACUCGUUUCACCUCAAUUUCCUGUGCAGUUCACUUCUCGAGCGAAGUCUUCCAUUCCUCCCGAAGCAGCACCCUGAAAAUCUUGUUGAUGUUCUGGAUUUCUGACGCUCGACCCAUGUAAUAUGGUUUAGCGUGCGACAUCUCUCCAGGAUAGACAGUUGCUCUCUCUCCGUCUGUUUCUGCUCCUUAGCGUAUAACAUUUCUGUUCCUGCACUGAUUCAGAUUCAGAUUAUUCAGAUUGUAGAACGGAGGUCUUUAUAGGGCGGAACGACGUGCUUCAUGUAGGAUUUAUCAAAGAAUUGGUGCACCGCUAACCUUCUAAGCUUCUUGCAGGAAGAAUCGCUGAGUUCUUCUCACGGUCUCCGGGAACGAAACUGAGCUACAGCUCAGACCUUGGUGUACCAUCUUUGACUCAGAACAACGGAUAGAUUGAAAGGUGUUCUCCUUCUUGACACGAACUGCUAUCGACUUGGGAGGGAGGGAGGGAGGGAGGGAGCUUGACACAUUCAGGUUCUCAUACAUCAGAUUGCCUUCUGUAAUUAGCUGACGACUGCAUGACAAGGUAGUGUAGGUAAAGUUAGGUUUCAGGAAAAUUCGUCUGUCACGGAGAGAUGAAAGAAAUAUAGCAACUCUUGGAAUCCGGUAAAGUUCUUCAACAUGGAUGGCAAACGCCAAUACAGAACACUCGUUGGGGUGCCCACUAAAGAAAGCACUCGUCUUGCUCGGUCCGUCAUACAGUACAGUCUGAGACCCAGCUUGCCACCCUCCCUCCCCCCAGUUUCACUACCUCCACUCUGGUCUCCGGAGUCUCUUCCAAAAUAUCAAUGGUUCACUCGUCAUCCUAUAGUCGGGUACCCGCACUUGCAAAUUCCGAAACGGGAGUUUCUGGAGAAAAAGAGGCUGCUGCAUCAGAAGAAAAAAAUCAAAUCCUUCAUUAGGGCUGAGCGAAGAGUCCCUCGUCAGAAGAUCAGGCAAUACGUCAUAAAUGAAUACCUCCAAGAGUACCAGAUUCCAACCAGGAAAAAAGGCUUCACGAACAGGAAACUCCAGAAAGACUUACUGAAACCAUGGUUCAAAGACGAUCACAGAUGGCUAACUCACCAGGUAAAGCACUCUCGAUACAUUAUGGGCAGGGUAGACGACCCGACAGAGGCUGAACAGGGUCUGCACGACUCGAGACUGGGUGCCGAUGGCAUCCGAGCUGCCUCCUCCAUGUGGAAGCAAUGGUGUUUCUACCGGAAUUUCCUGGCUGUGCAGAGAGCUCGACCCGGGUACAAGGGACUGGACUCCAUGACGAUAACCUACAGGCUGCCAUGGGAAGACAGACACUGCUGCUGGCCAUAUAUCAAGGAAAGGCACGGCUGGCCAUGGGCUGCGCUCAUUCCCCAGGGACCGUAUGGCUGGUCUCCAUUCUGGUGGGAGUUCCGCCAAUUUGGCGACCUUCCUCUUUACUGCGCCAAGAAGCCCACGAAACCGCCAGAAGGACUCUUCAAGACUCAGAUCGGCCCUUGUAAAUCAAGAGGUGGCCCUGGAUUCGAUGCGGCUGGCUGCGACUACGCAUUGCAAGACGCAUAUCAUUGCAAUUAAUUUAUUAAUCGUCUGCACUGCCAGAAAAUGUAUUCUCGUGUUUGACUUCCGGGGACAUUCUUCUUCCCCUCGUGCUUGAAACGGGAUUUUCCGUUUUCUAGCUUCGGGAGCCUCCACCCUUCGCAUUUGACAACAGCGGGAACGAGAAUUUUACAUCACUCCAUGGGGAGCGAUUCGCUCUCAUCGGAGGGAAAUCUCUAAACUUCAAUCCGCCAACCGUUUUAGACACAAGGCACCAAAUAUCUUUUUGCAAGUAUGUAGAAAAUACAUGUAAAAUACAUGUUGAAAUUAAAAUAUUGAUGCGCAAGGACUUCGCA